Messenger RNA from Oncorhynchus nerka (sockeye salmon), 1643 nucleotides. Its product is annotated as equilibrative nucleoside transporter 1-like. Gene Ontology annotation, biological process: nucleoside transmembrane transport; uridine transmembrane transport. The record is from RefSeq and is a predicted model, not a curated record. Gene Ontology annotation, cellular component: plasma membrane. Lineage: Eukaryota; Metazoa; Chordata; Actinopteri; Salmoniformes; Salmonidae. Gene Ontology annotation, molecular function: nucleoside transmembrane transporter activity. Bases 258 to 1583 code for a protein of 441 amino acids. The transcript is spliced from 14 exons.
ACCACUCCCAUUGAACACAGAUCACUUCAGAUAAGUCCCUAUUGGUCUUUGAACUUCAGCUGUUGAGACAUCGCUCUCUGGUGAACAUAGUUCUGACAGACGAUUGCAACUCAGCGUUCGACACCAUAGUGCUGACCCUGGGACUAAACACCUCCAUCUGCAACUGGAUCCUGGACUUCCUGACGGGCCGCACCCAGGUGGUAAGGGUUUGUUGCUGAAGUGUGGAAAAGGGUGAUAGUAAUCACUGAAGCUAAAUAAUGACCGUCCACGAGCCAAAAGACACAAACAAUGGCGUGUGGCUGAUCUUUUUCAUGCUGGGCUUAGGAACGCUCCUGCCAUGGAACUUCUUUAUGACAGCCACCAUGUAUUUUAGCAGCCGUCUCAGAGACCCCUCCCAAAUGGGCACCAACCUGUCAGGCAAUGGGACCGGGGCAGAAGGGAACAACCGUAGCCUUUUGGAGGCCAAGUUCAAUAACGUAAUGACACUUUGUGCCAUGGUGCCUUUACUGGCCUUCACCUGUCUCAACUCAGUCCUGCAUCAAAGGAUUCCUCAGAAGUUUCGGAUCAUGGGCAGCCUGGCAGUGAUUUUGGUGGUGUUUCUACUGACAGCCAUUUUGGUUAAAAUAGAGAUGGCACCCCUCCCCUUUUUCACGUUGACCAUGAUCAAGAUUGUCAUCAUAAACUCCUUUGGAGCUAUCCUGCAGGGCAGUCUGUUUGGCAUGGCAGGCCAGCUGCCUACCAAAUACACCACACCCAUCAUGAGUGGGCAAGGCCUGGCGGGAACUUUCGCUGCCUUCUCCAUGAUCUGUGCUAUCUCAAGUGGCUCGGAGAUAAAUGACGCUGCUUUUGGAUACUUCAUCACAGCCUGUGUAGUGAUCUUAUUGGCCAUAAUAUCCUAUGUGGUCCUCCCUAAACUGGAGUUCUACCAAUAUUACAAGACCCAAAGUGGAAACAGAAUUAUUGAGGAGGAGAACAAGCUGGAUCUACUCAAGAAAGAAAAUGCAUCAGAGACUAAACCCGUUUUCAAAAAAGGAGAAGAGGAGCAAAACGUGUCCAUGUUGACCAUCUUCAAGAAGAUCUGGGUCCUGGCUCUCUCUGUGUGUUUUGCCUUCACCAUCACCAUCGGCACCUUCCCGGCAGUCACUGUGGAUGUGAAGUCUACCAUCGCUGAUGGAGGCACCUGGGAGCUGUACUUCAUCCCCGUGUGUUGUUUCCUGCUCUUCAACCUCAGCGACUGGGUUGGGAGAAGCCUUACUGCUGUGUGUAUGUGGCCUGGGAAGGACAGCAAACUGGUGCCCAUUCUUCUGGUGGCCCGUGUGAUCUUCGUGCCGCUCUUCAUGCUGUGCAAUGUUCAGCCCCGCUACAAACUGCCUAUCUUCUUUGAACACGACGCCUGGUUCAUCGUCUUCAUGAUAGUCUUUGCCUUUUCCAAUGGAUACCUGGCCAGCCUUUGCAUGUGCUUUGGGCCCAAAAAAGUUGCUGCUCAUGAAGCGGAGACAGCUGGAGCCAUUAUGGCCUUCUUCUUGUCCCUGGGUUUGGCUCUGGGAGCGUCCCUCUCAUUCCUCUUCAGAGGCCUGGUCUAAAAUGGCACCCUGUAGAGAACAUGACCCCAAAUUGACCUAUAAAACUUGCAUGGUAACAAA